CGGCGGCGGAGGCGCGCGGGGCCACCCCAAGGCCGAACCGGGACGGGACGGCGCGCCUGGUAACCGCGCACCGAGACCGCCGAGCCGGAAGCCGGAGCGGGAGCCGGAGCCGAGCGCGCCGAGGCCGGGGCCAUGGAGAAAGCGCGGCCGCUGUGGGCCAACCCGCUGCAGUUCGUGUUCGCCUGCAUCUCGUACGCCGUGGGCCUGGGCAACGUGUGGCGCUUCCCCUACCUGUGCCAGAUGUACGGCGGAGGUAGUUUCCUGGUCCCCUACAUCAUCAUGCUUAUCGUGGAAGGAAUGCCGCUCUUGUACCUGGAACUGGCUGUGGGGCAGCGCAUGCGGCAGGGCAGCAUCGGCGCCUUUAGGACCAUCAGCCCGUACCUCAGUGGUGUCGGGGUCGCCAGCGUGAUGGUCUCCUUCUUCCUCUCCAUGUACUACAAUGUCAUCAACGCGUGGGCCUUCUGGUACCUCUUCCACUCCUUCCAGGAUCCCCUGCCGUGGUCUGUCUGCCCACUGAAUGGUAACCGCACGGGCUACGAUGAGGAGUGUGAAAAGGCGUCCUCCACACAGUACUUCUGGUACAGGAAAACCCUCAACAUCUCGCCGUCCAUCCAGGAGAACGGGAGUGUGCAGUGGGAGCCGGCGCUGUGCCUCCUCCUGGCCUGGCUGGUGGUGUACCUGUGCAUCCUGCGUGGCACCGAGUCCACUGGCAAGGUGGUGUAUUUCACUGCGUCACUGCCCUACUGCGUGCUCAUCAUCUACCUCGUCAGGGGCCUCACGCUCCACGGAGCCACCAACGGUCUCAUGUACAUGUUUACUCCCAAGAUGGAGCAGCUGACCAACCCCAAGGCCUGGAUCAACGCAGCCACCCAGAUCUUCUUCUCGCUCGGCCUGGGCUUCGGCAGCCUGAUCGCCUUCGCCAGCUACAAUGAACCAUCCAGCAACUGCCAGAAGCACGCCAUCAUCGUGUCCCUCAUCAACAGCUCCACCUCCAUAUUUGCCAGCAUCGUCACCUUCUCCAUCUACGGCUUCAAGGCCACCUUCAACUAUGAAAACUGCUUGAGGAAGGUGAGUCUGCUGCUGACCAACACUUUUGACCUUGAAGAUGGCUUUCUGACGGCCAGCAACCUGGAGGAGGUGAAGGGCUACCUUGCAUCCGCCUACCCAAGCAAAUACAGCGAGGUGUUCCCGCACAUUAAAAACUGCAGCUUGGAGUCGGAGCUAGACACGGCUGUCCAGGGCACUGGCUUGGCUUUCAUCGUCUACACAGAGGCCAUUAAAAACAUGGAGGUGUCGCAGCUGUGGUCGGUGCUCUACUUCUUCAUGCUGCUGAUGCUGGGCAUUGGGAGCAUGCUGGGGAACACAGCAGCCAUCCUCACCCCUCUGACUGACAGCAAGAUCAUCUCCAGCCACCUGCCCAAGGAGGCCAUCUCAGGUCUGGUGUGCCUCAUCAGCUGUGCCAUCGGCAUGGUGUUCACCACGGAGGCCGGGAACUACUGGUUUGACAUAUUCAAUGACUACGCGGCCACGCUGUCCCUGCUGCUCAUCGUGCUGGUGGAGACAAUCGCCGUGUGCUACGUGUACGGGCUGAGGAGAUUUGAAAGUGACCUUAAGGCCAUGACCGGCCGAGCUCUGAGCUGGUACUGGAAGGUGAUGUGGGCUGGCGUGAGCCCCCUGCUGAUCGUCAGCCUCUUUGUCUUCUACCUGAGCGACUACAUCCUCGCGGGGACCCUGAAAUACCAGGCCUGGGAGGCCUCCCAGGGCCAGCUCGUGACCAAAGACUACCCGGCCUACGCACUGGCUGCCAUUGGGCUGCUUGUGGCCUCCUCCACGAUGUGCAUCCCCCUGGUGGCCCUGGGGAUUUUUGUUCUGCGCUGCCUCAAGAGGGGAGACGCAGCCCCCGUGGCCUGAGACGUGGGCUUCCCAGCCGCUCAUGGUUUUACAGAUACUAUUUACAGGCGGAAACUCCGCUGCUGCUUUUUCAAAAGCUUAAGCCAGAAGUGCUCAGCCCGUCAACUGCCUGAGUGUCUAAAGAUGAGGAAGGUGCACAGGAAGAAGACUCCUUCGAGAGAACGCACACCCUCCCGAGCCGCCCUUCCUCCCCGCCGCCUGCCUCCUCAUCAUCGAAGGGGGUGAGCUCUGAAAGCCAGUCUCGAAGAUAACUGUGUCCUUCAUUCCAGGAAAGUCCUAGAAUUAGGGCACAUUGAGAGCUGAAAUACAACCAUAAUUCUUAUGGGACCAAAUUUAAACAAUUUGGUUUUUGGCAGAAGAGACACUAAAAUAUUAGAGGACAAAUACUUUUUAAUCCGUUUAAGGAGUUUUGAAGUGCCUCAGAUGACAUAUUUGAAUAUCACUGGUGCAAAAUUCUCUUCUUUUUUGAGUCAUAGUGAAUAUGCAAUUUCUGUGUUCCCCUUCCACUCUUUAAAUCUUAAUAGGAUGGCUGGCUAUAAAGAAAGAAAACCUUUGUUUGGAACUCCCAAAGGGGUCCCUUCUCUAAGGUCUCUCACAGUGGGUCCAGGACCAGACCUCUUUACAAAACAUUGCUCCAACUACAGUUUGCAACCCCAAACCACAUUAGAAGUCUGUGUAGACACCCCUCCGUGGUGUCUUGGUACACUGGAAAAGGAGUCAGAAGCUACUAUGAGGAUGAAAGUGGAUCUCAGCUGGGUGGGGUGGCCCACACCUGUAAUCCCAGCACGUUGGGGUUCAAGGCAGUUGUUCGAGACCACACUCAAGGGCAGGAGUUCGAGACCAGGCUGGCCAACAUGGCGAACCCCUGUUUCUACUAAAAAUACAAAGAAAUUAGCUGGGAAUGGUGGCACAGGCCUGUAAUCCUAGCUACUCUGGUUGCUGAGGCAUCAGAAUCAUUUGAACCGAGGAGGUGGACAUUGCAGUGAGCCUGUAUCACACCACUGCGCUCCAGCCUGGGUGACAGAGCAAGACUCUGACU
This is a messenger RNA of Cebus imitator (Panamanian white-faced capuchin), 2950 nucleotides long. It is a transcript of the gene SLC6A20, whose product is annotated as solute carrier family 6 member 20. Gene Ontology annotation, biological process: sodium ion transmembrane transport. The record is from RefSeq and is a predicted model, not a curated record. Gene Ontology annotation, molecular function: L-proline transmembrane transporter activity. Lineage: Eukaryota; Metazoa; Chordata; Mammalia; Primates; Cebidae. Bases 133 to 1911 code for a protein of 592 amino acids. Gene Ontology annotation, cellular component: plasma membrane. The transcript is spliced from 11 exons.